Messenger RNA from Mytilus californianus (California mussel), 566 nucleotides. Its product is annotated as chondroitin proteoglycan-2-like. The record is from RefSeq and is a predicted model, not a curated record. Gene Ontology annotation, molecular function: chitin binding. The coding region runs from base 45 to 482 and encodes 145 amino acids. NCBI's taxonomy places the organism in Eukaryota, Metazoa, Mollusca, Bivalvia, Mytilida, Mytilidae. The transcript has 4 exons. Gene Ontology annotation, cellular component: extracellular region.
UUUACAGAUAAGACAUUAACAUAUUGUGUUGUUCCCAGACAGCCAUGUUGUAUACGAUUUUUCUUUUGAUUAUUCCAGUGUCUGUAUUUGCCGGUGACUGUGUAGGCAAAGGUGAUGGAGUGUUUGAGAUAGGAUGCAGGUCGUAUUUGACAUGUGCAGGUGGUGUUGCUACAGUAGUCAAUUGUCCGAACCCACCUCAUCCUAAUACGGUGUACAACAACCGAACAAAAACUUGUGACACACCAGCACAUGUAGGACCACCAUGUGGAAAGUUGGAAGACUGUACAAACAAACCUGAUGCCAGAUUUCCUGAUUUAUUCAAUAAUUGUCUCACCUACUACACAUGUCAGUUUGGAACGUACUUUGGUCACAAUUCUUGUACACCAGGAUUGGUUUUCGAUUUUAAGCUUCAGACUUGUAAUUGGCCUCAAAAUGUACUACCACCAUGUGGGCAUUACAUUCCGACCACUGUCUCUGGAUGAAAUGACUUGAAACAAGAAAAAGCAACGAAAGAUGCAGUUAAAUAAAGACAUUACAAUUCUUUAAUAAAUGCUUUUGGUGUUUCA